UUCAAGGAGAAUUAUAAUAGGGUUAUCAAUUUAUACUCAAGUUAGUUUGGAAUACUAGUAAAGUGAUUGUGUUGAAUAUCACUACUUGAUAGAUCUGUACUCAUUUUUACUUUAUAGUGGAUUUGAUUUAGUGUGGACUACUUUAAAGUCUCGCAGUGAUGUUUCUUCAAGGGAGGUUUACAUUGUUGUUAACAAAUCUUGUAUUCUUGUGUCUGUUGUUUUAAUUUGAUAAAAAAAAAAUUAAAUCUACAUAUUCAAUUUCUGCAUAUUUUGUUCCUGAUAUCUUCAUAUUAGUCUACUUGAUCUAUGGUAAAAGCACCGUAGAUAGACGACCCUUUUUGAAAAUGUUUUGAAAAUGAAAAUUUCAGUCUUAGUUUGGCGUGAAUUUGAAAAUUUUCAAAUUCUCAAUAAAAUUUGCCGCUAGAUUUUGGAGCCAAAUUAUGGAACCCUCGUAGUGGGUCGUUCCCCACUCUUUUAAAACUCGGUUUAUGUUUCGCGGUUUCCACCUGUCGAAGACACAAGACACAUCGCACCGACUCAGAUCUGAAAAAAAAAGUAUGUUACUUCAGAGCUGUGUACCGAGUUCAGUUGAAGUAGGCAACCAAGAUGUUUGCGUUUCCGUACUUAGAAGCUAUAAGCUCCAAAAGAUUUCCCUCCAUAAAAGUUGUGGUGUUGAUGAUGAUUCUAUUCAGUCGUGUAAGCUGUGUGGUCAAUCUGAAAGUGUAUUGAAUCUGUUACUCUGCGAUCGUUGUGAGGAAGCAUUCCAUGUUUCUUGCUGCAAACCCAGAGUGGUUUUGCCAAUUGACGAGUGGUUUUGUCAUUCUUGUGCUAAAAUGUCAGAGCUUAGUUCGUUCACGAUAUCAUUAUCACGUAGUAUUGGUCAGGGGAUCGGUCCGUGUCAAUAUGAGUUAGGUUCAGUAUUGAGUCCUAUAGCGGCUAUGAUGAAGUACCCGGAGCCAUUUAAAUCUAAGGUUCGAAUCGGUGAAGCAUAUCAAGCCCAAGUUCCUGACUGGGCUCCGCUGAAUGAAGCCAAAAUGGAUAACGGGGAUUGUUCUGAUGCCGAUACUCAGAUGAAAUCACAUACUGCUUCUAGAAAGAGAAAGCAAGAUUUUUCAUCAUAAACUGGUGGAGAAGUCUACACAAACGUCAGAUUUCACAUAUUCAUGUAUCCGAAAACAAUAAAAGGAUGGACAUGUUUUUGUUGUAAACUACUGAUGUCUCCAAAGUGGGCAAGUAAAUAUUGGGAUUGCAACUGCAAACUUCUCCAUCUACUUGUACUUCUGAAUCCUACUCGCUUGUCCAGUUUAAGCCAUAGCAUAAAUUAGCAUGAUACCCCUAAUGCAGUUGCCUACUUUCCCCAUCUCUUUGCCACUUAGCCUUCAAAUUACUUAUCCAGUUUUGAGCAUUUAGCAUGAUACCUCUAGUGCAGUUGCCUAGUUUGCCCCAUCCUUUUGUUUUGGCUACUUAGCCCUGAAGUCUUACAAUGGGGACAACAGUGGUUUUUAGUAAUUCUAAUUACGGAGGAGCCUCACUCUAUCACCAUCAUCGGCUUAUUUUCUUGCUCACAUUCCAAUCCUUUUCUCAUUAUUCGGUGGUUGUAGUGAUCAUCAUGCUCUUCGCAAUUGCAAACCCGGUGACUGGUUAGACCCCACUAUCAACCAAAACUGGUAGUGUCUGCAACAGCAAGCUCACUAUAAAGAUCCUAUACUUGACAACUGUGGGUCAACAAGUCCUCUUUUUGUAAAUCAACCACCUCACCCAAGUGUGAGUACACGAGGAUUCUUAUACCCAUCUACCAGUCAACUUCAGUGUUGUGUUUUUGAUACUGGAAUUAU
Molecule: messenger RNA, 1835 nt
Organism: Fragaria vesca subsp. vesca
Lineage: Eukaryota; Viridiplantae; Streptophyta; Magnoliopsida; Rosales; Rosaceae
Exons: 5
Coding region: 489-1121 (210 amino acids)
Source: RefSeq, a predicted model, not a curated record